Molecule: messenger RNA, 607 nt
Organism: Triticum urartu
Lineage: Eukaryota; Viridiplantae; Streptophyta; Magnoliopsida; Poales; Poaceae
Source: RefSeq, a predicted model, not a curated record
GUCUCCUUCCCCUCUCCAUCCGCCCAAAUCUUCUCCUGCGCCACCCUGAGCCUUCUCGGUCUCCAACCAGCUCCUGCAAUCUUCAAGCCCGCCGGCACCCAAUCCGCCUACAAUCUUCAAGCCCGCCGGCCCCAAAAGUAACCAGCGGUAGAUUCGAGUGAUCCCCGCUAGGAAUCCAUGGGAUUUGAGGUGGAUUUCCUAGGAGAGCGAGUAGGAAGGGUGAUGGUGGGGUUCAUGAGGAAGAUGAAAAAGCAGAAGGUGAUCCACGGCCCGCACGUGAUGCCGAGCCACCACGGGCCUCCUCCCCUGCCGCUCGCCGCCAUGCCAGGACGGCGUACUGGGCCUUGCCGGACGCCGAGGACAAGCGAGACAAUGGCCAUCCACCCUGGGCCAAGGACAAGCACAGAGCGACCAGCGGCGAUAACUAUGCUUGGGCAGAUGGAUUCCGCCGCGGUGGAGUUCGAGGAGAACAGUAGCUGUGAUGACUCAACAAGAUGGAAGUGCGGGACAAGGGAUGAGUGCAAUCGGCUCAGGUAAACUCCUCAUGUACACCGUCUGGCAUCAGUUCCAGUUGCGCUCGAAGCUUUCAAUCUCGCUGCUCCACUUA